Messenger RNA from Notechis scutatus (mainland tiger snake), 1828 nucleotides. NCBI's taxonomy places the organism in Eukaryota, Metazoa, Chordata, Lepidosauria, Squamata, Elapidae. The record is from RefSeq and is a predicted model, not a curated record.
GGCGAGUUCGGAGCGUGGCUGCGAAUCAAGGGCGCGGCCGCACGCUGCGACCCGAGUUCCCCCGGCUUGGAGCGGCGGGGCCGGGGGAGUGGCGCGCCUGCCGCAAGCCGUUUUCGUGGAGCGCCGGUGGGAAGGAUCGGGGCUCCCCGCCUGGACCCGAGGCGCCCUGUGGGCGCGCAGCAUCUCCAUCGGCGGGGGGGAGGGGGGCGCUCCAAAGCACCGGCGCGCUCCUUCCCUUCCUCCCUCGCCGCUUAAGCCUUCAUGCCCGGCUGCGGCAUUGCGCCUCCUGCCGUCCCAGCCCUGCCGUCGCCUAAAGCCGAGGAGGCUGCUAAGCCGGCGAAAGUGGCGGCGGCGGCGGCGGCGGCGGCGGCAGCUCCUGCAGCGAGCAGCCGGGACCUGGAAGUGCGCGCCGCCGCCGCCGCCUCGUCCUCGCUGCCCGCGGCGGUGCGGGGCGCGCUGGAGCUGGCCGAAGCCCGCCGGCGGCUGCUGGAGGCGGAGGGGCGGCGGCACCUGGUCUCGGAGCUGGAGAGCCGCGUCCAGCACCUGCACCGCGUCUUCGUCGAGGCCGAGCUACGCAUGGCCACCCGAGCCGAGACGCUCGGGCGGCUGGGCAGCGGCGUGGCGCAGGCCGAGCUUCACCUGACGGCGCACGGGCAGCGCCUGAAGAAGACCGCGCGGCGCUACAAAAAGGCCCGCCCGCCCGCCUUGUUGGCUUCGGCGCUGGCCCUCAGCAGCUGCGUGCCUUGGGCGGCCUGCCGGAUGAAGCGAGGGGGCGGCCCGGAGCCGCCGGAAUCGCCGUUCCGGAGGGGUUUGCAAGGCACGGCGGUUUUGAGCCCGCCGAAACGGAGCGAGACGGAGCCCUUGUCCGACGCGGAGCAGCGGAAGAGCAGAGGCGCCGCUUCGUGAGCGUCCCCGGAGGGCUGCAGCCUUCUAGACCUUCAAGGUCCCUUCCAGCUCGAUUCUGAUUGAUUGAUUGACACCUAGCGCGCAAGACCCGGGACGAUCCGGACCGGGAAGGGGAAAAGGAGGCUGUUGGAAAUGGGGACCGUGCGGCGGCACCUGUUCCUCCCUUCGAUGCUCGUGACUCUCGCCGCAUUAACCUUAACCCGUGGCCGCUCGCCUGUUCUUCUCCCGCCGACUGGCUUCUGCCCAGCCUUUUAGACUUUACUAAUCUCGGGUUUGAUAGACGGGAAUUCAGCCACAGCUUUGGCUUAUGCUACACAUCAAGCCAGCAUCUUAAGCCAGCAUCUAGUUAUUUGGGCAUGGCAUGUUAUAUGAAUACCACUAUUGCGUUUUGUUGACUCAAGGUUAAACGUCUUGUGUGAAUUCAGCAAACAUGGGGUUGUUUUAUAACCUGCUAGCGUAAUAUCUGAAAAAGUACAGGGACAUCAAUAAUUUUUCUAUUUAUAAAUUAUGGAAUUAAUCCUGUGUAUUGGAAAUUAAUGCCCUGAAAUGCAGAGCAUAUAUUUUUUUGGGGGGGGACGGGACCCCUUCCUGUUAUUUUUCCAAUAUAAUUCUUUUUAAAUAAUAUUGUGGUUGAAAUUCCUGUUAUAUCUAAAUUUUCUAUGGAGAGGAGAUGCUUGCCAGCUGACAGGAAUUCCAAUGUUCAUCUGCCUAGCUUGAUACCUUACAUUAUUUUAACCGUUUUUGCAAUAUUCCAUACUUGAGUAAACAUUUUUAAUGCAGAGUAUUGAUGAUGUCCCCAAAAGCAGUAAUCAUUAUUAUUAAAAAAAAAAAGCUAGAUCAGUUCAUGUUCACACAAUUAUCAACCUUAUCUUGUAAUUCUAUCAACAAACUUAAAAGGAACAUAUUUCCUAAAAUUAGUUCA